Messenger RNA from Bombus huntii, 1221 nucleotides. RefSeq lists its product as uncharacterized. The record is from RefSeq and is a predicted model, not a curated record. Bases 730 to 1194 code for a protein of 154 amino acids. Gene Ontology annotation, molecular function: heme binding. The transcript has 2 exons. Lineage: Eukaryota; Metazoa; Arthropoda; Insecta; Hymenoptera; Apidae. Gene Ontology annotation, cellular component: intracellular membrane-bounded organelle; membrane.
AUACUCAAAAAUCGAUUCCCAAUACAGGUGAAAAAUUUGAAAUUAUUUUCCCAAUUGUAUCCAUAUCGAGAUUUGUUUUAAUUUUAUUACUAAUUAAAAUUCCUAUCGAAUAAUAUUACAAUUAUCGAUAGUAGUUUCCUGUAUUUCGAUUAAUUUCAAACGAAAUAAUUUCAUAAGAAGAAAAGAAAAACCUAAACCGAUUAUUUUUUUAAAAUAACAAAGUAAGCGCUAUCGAGCACUUUAUCUUCUUUCGAUAAAUUUCUAACGAAAUAAUUUUCUAAAGUAGCAGAACUCGAGGCAGAUAUUUCUUUGAAACGCUACAUUUAUCAAUAGUCAUUUCUUUUCUUUUCGUAAAUCUUUCCUGAAGGAAUUUUCUAAUAUUACUGAAUUUUAAGGUGACUUUUUUUAAAAUUCUUAAUUUCUACGGAACUUUUGACCAAUAAUCCAUGUUUUAAAAUAUUCGUAAAAAUACGAAAAUGGAUCAGAAAUUAACUUAAUUAGAUCAGAUGGUUUGAUUAAAUAAUUAAAUUCAUAAUUUAUCACGAACAUUGAAUCGCUACGCCAUUGGAUAGCCAAGGCAAAGUCUAGUCAGGGAACAACUAACUUGUAUGCAUCGGAUUUCAACCGGUAAUAGAAUUAUUUUCCCUUGCCCCCGAUUGAUUUCUAGGCAGUGUCCAGUACUGCGUGCAGUGUCUCAUAGGUGAGAACUCGUGUAAAUAGUUAAAGGGAAUGGAGAAAAAUCGGGAGCAUGAACGAAAGGACAAUAAAUCUCAAGAAGGCGAUUUCCUUGACUUGGAAAACCAAGAAUGCGAGGAGUCUUCCGAACAAUCUAACAAGAAACCAUGGAAAAAAUCUAAGGAAGACUUGGCGUCGUGUAUCAAGACCGAAAACCAACAUCCAAACCAACAACUGAGGAUGAUUAGCUUGGACGAAGUUGCGUGGCAUGACACUGCUAACAAUUGUUGGAUCGUGAUACACGAUUUUGUUUACGAUUGCACAGAGUUGUUGAAGAACCAUCCUGGUGGAUCAGACGUGAUUCUUGAAUACGCUGGCAGAGACGCGACUUUGCCGUUCAUUGGCACUGGACACUCUUCUAUGGCGAGGCAGAGCUUAGAGAGAUACCUCAUUGGUGAACUUCCGCUCGAAGAAAGAAUCUUUCGUGUAUCCAACGGUGUCAAAGUCGCUGGACUUUAAUGUAUAAUAAUUACGUUUGAUAUUCUA